Messenger RNA from Coregonus clupeaformis (lake whitefish), 1967 nucleotides. RefSeq names its product chromosome 6 C19orf47 homolog (gene c6h19orf47). Gene Ontology annotation, cellular component: nucleus. Lineage: Eukaryota; Metazoa; Chordata; Actinopteri; Salmoniformes; Salmonidae. The transcript has 8 exons. The record is from RefSeq and is a predicted model, not a curated record. Bases 32 to 1201 code for a protein of 389 amino acids.
UUCUCCUGGAUGCAGCUGUUCUUCUGUAAACAUGGCGUCCGUAACUACAGCCACCUCGGAGUGGAUCCAGUUCUUCAAGGAUGCUGGGAUCCCUGCUGGUCUGGCUGUCAACUAUGCCGUGUCUUUUGUGGACAACAGGAUCCAGAAGAACAUGCUGAUGGACCUCAGUAAGGAGAUCAUGAUGGACCUGGGCAUCACUGUCAUCGGUGACAUUAUUGCCAUCCUCAAACAUGCCAAACAGGUCUACCGACAGGACAUGUGCAAAAUGGCCACACAGGCCAUAACCUCAGGACAGUCCAGCGUUCAGACCGAACUCCGAAGAACUGCCAACACCCCCGCCACGCGUAUGAUUGCCAACGCCUUGAGCCACGACUCACCGCCAAGCACACCAGCCCAUCACCCUGACAACCGGGCAAUCUCUGUGACCGUGUCGAACAAACAGGCCAAGAGUGGCAAAGCAGUGCUGAGCCGGCCUGCUGACGAGGGGAACGGUCUGCCAGUGAAGCGUCGGCGUGUGACUGCAGAGAUGGAAGGCAAGUACAUCAUCAACAUGCCCAAAGGCACCACGGCACGCACCGCCCGAAUCCUGGCCCAGCAGGCCAAGAAAGGGAACAAGCGGAUGUCUGUGUUUGAGCGACUGGGAGCCGAGUCCAAGGCAGAUACCACCACAGGCAGCAGCAAGGCCACGGGUGUGUUCAGUCGUCUGGGCCGAGCAGACGGAGCGGAGGAGGAGCAGGGAACAGCAGGAAGGGUUGAUGGAGACGGAGCAGAGGAAGAGGAGGAUGGUAGUGAUGGAGAGGGUUCAGUCCUACAGUACGCUGGCGUCCUCAAGCGACUCCCUCCCUCCCAGAAGAAAGAGCCUGUGGCCCCCAGGCUGGCCCCCACCACCCUCCGCCGCCUAGGAGGGAAGUUCAAACUCCCCCCCACUGACUCUCCCUCCUCCUCUUCCUCCCCCGAUGGCCUCCCGCCUGCCAAGCUCAGCGUGCUUCAGAGGCUGGGCAAGCCCCCUGCCUCCCCACCGCCCACCGACACCCAGGACAGCCGGGUGACCAGCACCAGAAAUAAGGCCCGGCCAGGCCUGGCCCUGGCUAGCCCCAAGGUCAGCAGCAGCACCAGGGCUGGAGGAGGGGAGAGUUUUGGGGCUCAGAUGGACGUAGGGUCGGUCAAUGUCUUUAAGAGACUGGGCAGCAAGAGGACCUAACGCAUAUCAGGCCAUGUCUAGACCUAUACCGUUUUAUUAUUAGCAUCCAUCCCCCCUACACGCUGGAGUCAUGAAAAGCAUUGUGUUAUUAUAUCCAACCUUAGAGGUUUGAGACGACCACUGCAAUUGGCCUGGGUGAAUGAAAAGUUUGGAUGUUGCAUCAUGUUUUAAGGGAAUGUUUUGUACGUUUUUAGUUUCUAUAGGCAUGAAUUGACCCAUCCAACCUAGCUACGUUUUUAGGUUAGACACAUGCAGACAAAGAUAGUCACGCAUGGUGCGAUAUUCAAACUCUGCAUUUUCUCCACGCUACUGCUCCUCUCCCUCUGCUAAACAAGGAGAUUAAACCCUCUGUACCCAUCUCCAGCUUUUUAGUUGUAUUGUGGUAUUCUAUUUUUAUGGCAUGGCACCAACUAAGCCACCUAUAAAAACAAAUAGAGAGUUGCACACUAUAUAUAUAUCUCCCAGUGAUUCACUGGGUAAAACACCUAUGUUUUGGCAUCACUGACCCUGAAGAAGGCACAGUGAUGCCAAAACGUUGGUGUUUUACCCAGUGAAUGACUGGGUGUUUAUAUACACUACCGGUCAAAAGUUUUAGAACACCUACUCAUUCAAGGGUUUUUCUUUAUAUAUUUUUCUCUACAUUGUAGAAUAAUAGUGAAGAUAUCAAAACACAUAUGGUAGUGUUAAUCAAAAUAGAUGUUAUAUUUGAGAUUGUUCAAAUCGCCACCCUUUGCCUUGAUGACAGCUUUGCACACUCUUGCAUUCU